This is a messenger RNA of Pieris brassicae (large cabbage white), 1206 nucleotides long. RefSeq names its product methyltransferase-like protein (gene Mettl2). Gene Ontology annotation, molecular function: tRNA (cytidine-N3)-methyltransferase activity. The transcript is spliced from 4 exons. The coding region runs from base 205 to 1161 and encodes 318 amino acids. NCBI's taxonomy places the organism in Eukaryota, Metazoa, Arthropoda, Insecta, Lepidoptera, Pieridae. The record is from RefSeq and is a predicted model, not a curated record.
AAGGAGAGACAUCUAGUUGAAAGCGCACGUACUUACCAGCAAAGAGUUUUAUGACAUUGAGCAUUUACAUGUGCCAAAAAUUAGAUUUUGAAAUUUACUUGCGUUGCGUAAAAAAUUUAAGGUUAUGCUGUACGCUAUAGUGUAUUUAUGUUAUUUUAAAAGGUUAAACAAAACAACAACAAAUAAAAAUUUAUAAGUGAAUAAAUGGAUGAUACAGACAAAAGGCCGCAAUUCGGCAAUCGACUUUUAGAAAAUGUGGAUGAAGUGUUUAAACACAACGCUUGGGACAAUGUCCAAUGGGAUGCAGAGCAAGAAAAAGCAGCACAAGAGAAAGUUGGACAAAAUUCCCUUGUAACAUUUUCAGAAGAUAUAUUAAAAGAUUUGAAUGAGAAUGCAGAUAAGCACUGGGAUAACUUUUAUGAUAUACAUCAAAAUAGAUUUUUUAAGGACAGACAUUGGCUUUUCACAGAGUUUCCUGAAUUAGCACCAGACUAUACAUCAGCUCCUUGUAGAGUUUACCCUAAUGGUGGUACUAAUGAGAAAAAUAAAACAGAAGUACAUGGAAUUUCUACUGAGACUAAACGAUACAUCUUUGAACUAGGCUGUGGUGUUGGAAAUACAAUAUUUCCUAUUCUACAAUACAGUCAAGAUCCAAACUUAUUUAUAUAUGGGUGUGAUUUUUCAUCUAAAGCAAUUAGUAUUAUGAAAGAGAAUGAAUUAUAUGAUACAAAAAGAUGUGAAGUUUUUGUACUAGAUGCGACAAAAGCUGAAUGGGAAGUCCCAUUUAAAGAAAAUUCAAUAGAUAUAAUUGUAUUAAUAUUUGUACUGUCUGCGAUUGAUCCUACAAAGAUGACCAAUGUUGUUAAGAAUAUUUAUAAAUUCCUAAAACCUGGUGGUUUAGUGGUAUUCAGAGAUUAUGGUAAAUAUGAUCUGGCCCAGUUACGCUUCAAAAAAGGAAGGUGCAUUUCAGAUAAUUUUUAUGCUAGAGGGGAUAAAACCAUGGUAUAUUUCUUUACUCAGAUGGAAAUCGCUGAAUUGUUCAAAAAUUUUGGAUUUUUGGAAGAACAGAAUCUAAUAGAUAGAAGACUUCAAGUGAAUAGAGGUAAAAAGUUAACAAUGUAUAGAGUUUGGAUACAAGCAAAAUAUAGAAAACCAUUGUAGUUUUUUUAAUUUUUAAAUUAUUUUAAGCAUAAAAAUAAAAGCAAC